This is a messenger RNA of Penicillium waksmanii, 972 nucleotides long. Its product is annotated as FAD-dependent oxidoreductase. The coding region runs from base 1 to 972 and encodes 323 amino acids. The transcript has 4 exons. The record is from RefSeq and is a predicted model, not a curated record. NCBI's taxonomy places the organism in Eukaryota, Fungi, Ascomycota, Eurotiomycetes, Eurotiales, Aspergillaceae. Gene Ontology annotation, molecular function: FAD binding.
AUGGAGACGAAAGGCUCAUUCAAAGUUAUUAUCAUCGGAGCCUCGGUGACGGGUCUUACCCUGGCCCAUUGUCUUCACCGUGCGGGGAUUAACUAUGUGGUUCUGGAGAAGCAUGCCGAGAUCCAUCCGCCGAUCGGAGCCGCUGUAGCCAUUAUGCCCAAUGGGGCGCGAAUUAUGGAACAGCCGGGAUCUUCCAUCACGUUGAAAGGAAGUCUUCUUCAAUCCAGCGGGUCCAUCUUUGUUUCCAGGACGGGUUCUACUAUGAUAGUUUUCACGAGCAAGGACGUCGCGACAAUCACUCCACAUGGAGCCAAAGUGUCUGUCACCACGGCUGCCGGUGAAGAGUUCCAAGGCGAUUUAAUUGUAGGAGCAGACGGCGUGCAUAGUCUGACGCGACGUGAAAUGUGGCGGGUUGCUGAUCUCGAGCAGCCGGGACGGAUCACACUUAAGGAGAAACGCAGCAUGGGUGUUGAGUUUAGGUGUAUCUUCGGAAUGUCUAACCCUAUACCGGGUCGGAAGGGCUGGCAGCACGUAAUCCGAUUUGGCCCCGGGUUCACAAUCCUGAUAUUCCCAGCAGUCGCUGAUGGCUUGUUCUGGGUGCUCAUUGAGAAGCUCCCGCGAAAGUAUAUCUAUCCCGAUGCACCAUGUUUCUCGCAGGACAAAUCCAUAUCACACUGCGAAGGAGCUGCCGACCUUCCCAUCUGGGAUGGAGUCCGGUUCCGAGAUAUCUGGGCUCAUCGCCGGGAAUUCCGGAUGGUUGCGCUAGAGGAGAAUCUUUUCCGGACCUGGCACCAUGGUCGAAUAGUCUGUAUCGGAGAUAGCAUGAGCAAGAUGACACCAAAUAUUGGUCAAGAAGCUAACACCGCCAUGGAAGCAGCUGCCGGGCUGGCCAACAUGCUCCACGCAAUCACUCAAGACAACAAGCUUCCCUCGACCGAUACAAUCGAACAGGCGCUAACCAUGACCACUUAA